Phytophthora nicotianae INRA-310 is the source of this 597-nucleotide messenger RNA. RefSeq lists its product as hypothetical. The transcript has 2 exons. The record is from RefSeq and is a predicted model, not a curated record. The coding region runs from base 1 to 597 and encodes 198 amino acids. NCBI's taxonomy places the organism in Eukaryota, Oomycota, Peronosporomycetes, Peronosporales, Peronosporaceae.
AUGUACUGGCGCAUUUACGGCAAUAAUUACGAUCGAUCCAAAUUGACUGUCACGGCAAAUUACGCAUCAACCAAGGAAAAGUGGCAGGUUGCUCGAAUUAAUGAUAGGCGUGGUGAUUCGCUCCUUGAAUACAAGUAUCAAGUGCUGUGGGUUAACCCUCUCGUCAAGAGACGACGGUACUAUCAGCGGACAUGGGAACCUUGUGUCCAGCUGCUCGGUGAUGAAUUCCGGAAAGAGAUCGAGCUGAUGGACAGGUGGAAAGCCUCCCAAGUCAAGACAUUAGCGAAAUUCUGGCCUACCGAUGAGUACGGCGAGAAUGCUAUCGGUGCGGACAUGGAAGGACUCUGCAUUUUCAAUGCGUUGAGACGUGCAGCAGAAUUAGCCGGCCGUCCUGAUAUCGUGACGAAGAAGGACAUCGACGACUUUGUGGAGCAUCAGAUGAGUUCUCGUGGAGAUGACUUGACGAAGGGGACUUCGUUCCACGACAAGAACCUGCUUAUCUACGAUUUGGAAGAAGGUAAGCCUGUCGAGUCAACGGAGGAUUGGAUUGAAUUCUAUGCAUUUGUUCGUCCGUUUAUUGCCUGCAAGCAGAAUUAA